This is a messenger RNA of Phlebotomus papatasi, 3365 nucleotides long. It is a transcript of the gene dmt, whose product is annotated as muscle M-line assembly protein unc-89. The transcript has 3 exons. The record is from RefSeq and is a predicted model, not a curated record. Bases 194 to 2704 code for a protein of 836 amino acids. NCBI's taxonomy places the organism in Eukaryota, Metazoa, Arthropoda, Insecta, Diptera, Psychodidae.
AAGCCGAAAAGUGACGUUUUCAUUAGCGGGAAUUUGGCGCAAAAAGUGAUUUUCUCUUGUAAUUUCUUGCAUUUUUGAUCAAAAUUAGUUGGUACUGAGUUGUGGAAAGUGUUGAAUUUUCAUGUGUAAUGAGAAAAUUCUCUUUACUAAAUUUUAUUGGUCUUUUUCCAGUAAAAUUCAAUCAUUGUAAAUCAUGAAAACUCGAUCAAAGGACAAGGAAAGUGACAAAUUACCAUCUCCACGAAGAUCUACUGAUGGAGCUUCUGGUAAAAAGACUGGAAAAGUCACUAAGGUCCGGGAGACAAAGACUAAAAUGAAUGCCACAAAAAACAUUUCUAAAGUAAUUAAAUUACCACUAAAAGAUAAGAAAAAUCUCCCUGGAGAUAUUUCUGAGCAAACAGAGAUGAUUCCAAGUGAGGAAGUUGUGAAGCGUUCUCGAAGGAAGCCGGCGAAAAUAGCCGCUGCAACGGUAACGUCUCAGGGAAUAACGGCAACUAGAGGAAAAAAAAUUGCUGCAGAGAAGGGAGAUGAAAAACAGCCUUCGAAAAGAUCUAAAAGGCAGCAGGAGAAGGCAGGAAAUGAAGAACAGAUCAAGGAGAAAUCUGAUGGAGGAGUUAAGGAUAUGGCAAAAAGUCAAGGCAGAAAAGCCAAAACCCCUCUUGAACCGGUCCCAGAGGAAAAAAGUGAUAAGUCCCCAGUGAAAAAAGAAAGUCGGUUGAGAAAGCAAGCUGCCGAAACUCAGGCAGGACCAAGCAAAGGAAUCAGUACAAAUGAUGCUGCACCUGACGUGCCAGAGGUAAAGAAAACACGGAGGGUACGCAACAGGAAGGAAAAUUUAGUGAAUGAGGAUCCAGUGCCAGAGAAAAGACCUACAAGGACAAGAGGGAAGACUCCAGUUCAAAAAGCAGAAGCUUCUGAAAUCAAAAGCCAGCCUCUCCGGAAGAGAAAGAAUGUCACUAAAAACAGUGAAAAACAGGAUGUAGCUAGAGAUAAAGGGAAAGCCACUGGUAGUCGUGGAGAGGCAAAAGUACAGGAUAGCGAUACAUUCGAGUCAGAUACACCCCAGAAAACACCGCUGGAGGUAAAUGUUGUUGUUCAUCAUCCACCUGCUCAGCUAAGUGAAAGUGAUGAAGAAUUAUCAGACAAAGAAAAUAAAGUAAGGCAGAAUGUAUCAACAAAUUCUGAACCUGCUGCAAAUGCAAGUGUCGAGAAGAAGCCUAUUUACAAGAUUCUGGGAUCAAAAGCUAAUCCUGUGGCUUUGGAUCAGUUGAUUGUGAUGGAAGAUGCGGCAGCAGGUGAAACCAGUGGUGUCUAUGACUUCUCCCUGAGUCAAAAUGGAGCUGGUGGUAAAGAUGCGAAGAAAAAGCGAAAGCGCAGAAGACGCAUAGUUAUGCCGAAAAAGGUUAAAACUAAGAGAAUUUGGAGUGAUAAGGAAGUCAAUAGGGCCAAGAAGAAAAUGACAGUGACGCAGAUGAAGAUGGAGAAACUGCAAUCAAUUCCGGCUCAUAUUCGUGAAAAAGUCAGGGAUAAAGAGAAAUUGAAGAAUAGGCAAUCUCUGCAUGCAUCAACUCCCUUGAAAACUGUUCAGAGAAUGGAUGUGGCAAAUGUGAUAUCGCCAAUUCACCAAACCGAUGAGGAAUUCGUGGAGAGGCCGGCUUCUGAAACUCACGAGAUCGACAAUGACAUGGAUGAUUCCAGAUUUGUUGAAAAUUUGUCCGGAGACAAAACUACGGUUGAUCCUCCGAGGAAGGAUGAUGUUCAGCCAUGGAGAACAGAUGAGGCUCAUUCUCUGCCCACAACAUCCCAUGUAAGACAUUCAGAUCAUGACUUCCUGCCCACUUUUUCCAGCGAUGUGAUCAUCAAGGCUACUCCGAAGAAGCCAAAGCCGUCCCCCAGAACACCACAAACAAAAUCCAAUGAUCUUGAUCAUUCUGAUCCAGGACCAUCAUCCCUUCCUGAAAAGACAUUCAGAAUCAGUCCUGCUUCCAAGUCCGCAGAAAAUGUCAACACUGAACAAAAUAUCCCAGAUAAGGAAGAUCCUAUUUUCAAUUACACUCUGGAGAAUUUCUUUGGUUUCGAAACAGAAAAUACCCUCGAAGUGGAUGUGGAGAUUGCUGAGAAACAUGGAGAGGAUGCGCUGCGCAAGGAGCGAGAACGCCUUAAAGCACUAGCUCCGCCUAAAAAGAAAGUAAAAAUUGAAAAAGUAACUCCAGUUCGUCGUGGAAAAAGGGUACAACAGCUCACAAUUAAGGAGGCCAUUCCUUCAACAUCCAGGCAGCCACAUAAGAAGACGCCAGAUGAGGAUAUUUUUGAGCCUGAGAAACCAGACCGUCGCGAAAAACGGGCUCAAAAACUCACUUCCAAGGAAGCCAUUCCUUCAACAUCGAGGCAACCGCCUAAGGAAGCGCCUGAUGAGAAUAUUUUUGCACCUGAGAGGCCAGAGCCACGAAAGAGUUAUUCCCGUCCGAAAGCACGCCAAAUUGAGAGGGAGUCAUCGGAUGACAGUGAUGAAGAGAAGCCACCGCAGACAGUGGAAGAGGAAGGCGAGGAAAUUAUGAAAAAAUAUCAAAAAAAGACGAAGACAAAAUCCAAGGCAAAGGUCAAGGUGAAGGAUUUGAAGCAGCAACAGGAACUCGAGGAAUUCUGCACGUCCUUCAAUGAAAUGUGCGACGAAGUGGAACAAUUUGAGAUGUUGGUGGAAUAAUUCACAGGAUUCUACUUCUUUACUCUUUCUUUAUUUUCCAUACUUUGUUUUUCAAUGUUCACAAAUUUGCAAUUUUUCUGUAUACCUUUUUCUAUAUAAUUUCUGGAAUCAUAAUCGUAUUUUUUUCAUAUAUUUCUCUUUGUUUUCUAUUAUUUUUUUUUUGUGUGAAAGGCAUUGGCAUUGAGAAGCCUCAAACUAUCUCCUUUAUAGACCUUUAAGUAAGAAGUUUUGUUUAGGUUUUUUUUUCAUUUGAAAUAUAGAUGUGAAGUGUUGUAAUCAUUAUUUUUUUUUGUCUUAAUAUUCUCUGUUACUGAAGAAAUAUCUUGCAAAGUAUCUCUAUUGCCUUUGAAAUAAAUCUCUAUAUAUUUUUUUAAAAGUUACUUUACGUAAUUGCUUAGGAUUUAAAGAGAAAACUUUGUCAAGGAAGCAGAGAUUGAGGUUACUGAUUAAUUUAAAAAAAAAGUAUCUCAGAGAUAUAAUUAAAGUUUCUUUUAUUACACUUGAAAAGAAAAAAAGAAACUCCUCAAUAUGUUCAAUUAAAAUAAAAUAAGAAAAUGUAUCAUUAAGCUGAAACACUCUCCAUCACGACUAGAAUUUAAGCAUAAUAUGAUAAAAAAAAUGAAGUCGUACAAAAUAAUAAUAAAUAAGGGUAUAAAUAAAA